Messenger RNA from Talpa occidentalis (Iberian mole), 6236 nucleotides. RefSeq names its product makorin ring finger protein 2 (gene MKRN2). The coding region runs from base 67 to 1317 and encodes 416 amino acids. The record is from RefSeq and is a predicted model, not a curated record. NCBI's taxonomy places the organism in Eukaryota, Metazoa, Chordata, Mammalia, Eulipotyphla, Talpidae. The transcript is spliced from 8 exons. Gene Ontology annotation, molecular function: ubiquitin protein ligase activity; metal ion binding. Gene Ontology annotation, biological process: protein polyubiquitination.
CCGUGGCGGCGGCGGCGGCGAGAGUCCGGGGCGGCGGCGCGACGACGGCCCUUCAGCCCGGCCACCAUGAGCACCAAGCAGGUCACCUGCAGGUAUUUCAUGCAUGGUGUGUGUCGGGAAGGAAACCAGUGCCUGUUCUCACAUGACCUGGCAAACAGCAAGCCAUCCACCAUCUGCAAGUACUAUCAGAAGGGCUAUUGCGCCUACGGAACUCGUUGCAGGUACGAUCACACGAGGCCCUCUGCGGCGGCGGGGGGUGCUGUGGGCACCGUGUCCCACGCUGUGCCCGCCCCUGGCUUCCACAGCCCUCACCCUCCUUCCGACCUCACUGCAACUAUUGUGAAAACAAAUUUACACGAGCCUGGGAAACGUGAAAAGAGAACCCUGGUACUUAGAGAUCGAAAUCUCUCCGGCCUGGCUGAAGAGAAGACUUGCGCGAGUGCAGUGAGCAGCCCUGGAGGCUGCAGCAACCCCCAGAGCAUCCCGGAGGUGAAGCCGCAUUCCUACCUGGACGCCAUCAGGAGCGGCCUGGACAGCGUGGAAGCCAGCAGCUCCUAUGGCAGCGAGCAGCAGCUCUGUCCGUACGCGGCUGCUGGGGAGUGCCGGUUUGGGGAGGCCUGUGUCUACCUGCACGGCGACAUGUGUGAGAUCUGUAGCUUACAAGUCCUGCACCCCUUCGACCCAGAGCAGAGGAAGGCUCAUGAGAAGAUGUGCAUGUCAACAUUCGAACACGAGAUGGAAAAGGCCUUCGCCUUCCAGGCAAGUCAGGACAAAGUGUGCAGCAUCUGCAUGGAAGUGAUCCUCGAGAAGGCAUCUGCUUCCGAGAGGAGAUUCGGGAUUCUCUCCAACUGCAACCACACGUACUGCUUGUCCUGCAUCCGCCAGUGGCGCUGUGCCAAGCAGUUCGAGAACCCUAUCAUUAAGUCUUGUCCGGAAUGCCGUGUCAUAUCAGAGUUUGUAAUUCCAAGUGUGUAUUGGGUGGAAGACCAGAAUAAAAAGAAUGAGUUGAUUGAAGCUUUCAAACAAGGCAUGGGAAAGAAAGCUUGCAAAUACUUUGAACAAGGCAAGGGGACCUGCCCAUUCGGAAGCAAGUGCCUGUACCGCCACGCCUACCCCGACGGGCGGCUCGCGGAGCCCGAGAAGCCUCGGAAGCAGCUGGGUUCCGAAGGCACCGUGAGGUUCUUCAACUCCGUGAGGCUCUGGGACUUCAUCGAGAACCGGGAGAGCCAGCAGGUGCGCAGCACUGAAGACGUGGACAUGACGGAGCUCGGGGACCUCUUCAUGCACCUGUCUGGAGUGGAGUCGUCAGAACCCUGAGUGACCCCGCCUCCCGGGCUGCGCCGGCGGAGCCGUCCCCGAGCGAGGGCGUGUCCCUUGCCACAGCCCAGGUGGCGCCGGGACUUGGGGGGAGUUGUACUUAUUAACCUUGUCUAGUCGCCUCUCCGUGGGAAGCGCGGGAUACAACAUAACCUAACAAGCGUGCGGCGUCUCUCCCUUCGUAGUCGGUAUCUAAGUUGCACCUCAAGCUCCUCGGGCGUCAGCCAGAAGCCGUUUGCUUUGAAAACAAACCUGGCUCCCUUCCUCCUUGGUCUUUGGCUCCCUAGACACCAUCGCCUGUCAGCUGCCCCGCACGCAGCGCAUCCUUUUUCUUACCCUGGGACUCUUCGGCUCUGGCAGGGCCCUGUGUAGCGAGCGCUAAGUAGCGGGUGCUCAGAAGCUGGGUGAGCAGCUCUGCGCGUGGGGCGGGGCGGGGCGCGUGGUGUCCCAGGCCGCAUGUUCAGGCAGGGCCUCUUGGGAGCAGGGGGCGUGCGUGGCCGCGCAGGGGCACGGCCCUUGGUCUCUGGCCAGGGUCGGAGGGCGCCCAUCACGCCUGCCUGCUCUCCCCUAACGAGCGCUUCGCGCUCAGCCGUCUGUUCUCUCCUGCAAAGCCUGGCUUUGGUUUGAAACGUCGCAGAAAUCCCAGGGGCACCCAGAAGCACCCAGGAGUUUCUGGUGCUGACCCAGCGGUGGCCCUAAAGAGAACUGAGCCCAAGUGUGCCGUCGGUGUGACUUUAGUCGAAUGAGCAGAGCCUCGUGGAGCAACACGUGCGCUCCCAGCCCGAGCCGUCUAUUUUUGUAAGCAGCUGUAGUUACCAAAUAUUUUAUAAAGCGCAUUACUUUCAAGUGUGGGUGGAGAAAGGUCUCUCCUGCCCCAAGGUUGGCGUGCUUCCCGGUACUUUAGAGUUAGCCCCUGCGUGGAGGGUGCCUGAGGCUGAAUCACAUCCACUCCCCGCCGUGGCGUUUGCUCCAGGGGGAGAAGCCAGCGGAAGGGUCCGGGCUGCGAGGUCGGCUUUGGAGAAACAGCCACUAAACCUACAUUUAAUUUAUUUUAUUAAAAUAACGUACUUGAGAAACCACUGGAUAACUGUAUUUUGUCAGGCGCAAUAAAAACAAAAUUAAAACCCAAAUCAUCAAGAAAACCUCUAUUUCUGGCUUCCUUGCAUACAGGUGAUGUGACUACAGAGACAAGGCUGGCCCUGCGGCCCUGCCCCAUAGGGGCAGCUCCUGGAAGACUAAAUUCAGCAUGACGGAAGACUGCUCCCUGCGGGGGGAGUAGGCGGGGCAGGCCAAGCAGCUCCUAGGAAGCCAUCCCAGUGCCCGGGAGAGACCUCUGAGGAAGGGAAGUGCCCCCGAAGCCCAAGUCCAGGUGCCAAAGCAGCUCCUUCAGGCGGUCAGUCUUGACAGUCCCGGGCUGUUGGUGUGUCCUGUGCAAAACACCUGUCCGGCCCACACCGCUCACCCCGAACAAAGUCCCUCCUGGGACGAGCAGGCCUCACAGGGGCCCAUUUUCAAAACCCAUGUCCCCACAUCAGGGCUGGUUUGCCUGCUGCAUUCUUCUCCCCCCUGAGUGCUUUUUCUUGCCCUAAAAAUACUCACACGGCCAGCAGCUGGGGCCCCACGUCAUGGGCUGCCGUCGGCCGUCACCGGUGCAUCUGGAGAAGGCCUGGCUCACGAGCGUGGGGGAGGCAGGAAGGGAGCAGGACAAACCAGCGUCGUGAAUGGCUUCCUUCCCCAGGGCCGGACAGGGUCGAAGAAGGCAACGUGAAGUUAAGGCCCUGUGAGUAGUCAGAAGGUCCUUAGCAGCAGCUUCUCUGAAAACGAGCUCUCUGUCCCCGCAGCGGGGGAGCAGGAAAGCGGUGCCCGCAGACAUCCUUUCCUCCCCGGUGGCCCGAGUGCCGGUGCACGGUCAGCUAGAAGACAGGCAGUCUGGGGGACGUGGUCAGCGUGCAGGCAUUGAUGUCCUCCGUGUGGGCCGCCCGGUGCAGGGAUGGCUCAGAAGCGCUCCGGUUGAUCUUCGGCAGAGAGUGCUGGAGCAGCUCGAUGGAAGACAGGAUCUGAAACGAGGUCACAGAAGUAUGUCUUCGCCGGGGCUCGGUGUUCGGUGUCGGCAGCCUUCACCCUGGUGAGGACACCAGCCCCGCCCUCGCGCUCAGGAAGUCCUGCUCACCGGGCCGCAGCACUCCUGAGCUGGUCUUACCUGAGGAAAAAGAGGCCUCUCUUCCUUCACUUUCUUCACGCAGUCAGCGACCAGCCUCUUCAUGGCCUUGGGGCAGUUCUUGUAGAGCUUGCUGAGAUCCGGGGAGGCGUAGCCUCGGCCCACCAUGAAGAUGAUCUAAGGGAAACAGGCGGGGAGGGGCGGGUGGAGACAGUGAAAGUGACAGCGUCCCACCCUCUCGCUGCUUGCCAGGCGGGCUGCCAGGGGGGCCGCGGUGAGGGAGACGCUUCUGCCCCGGGCACGUACCUGAUCUCGGUUGUUGAUGUGGGAGUAAGGAAGCUCCCCCGUCAUGAGCUCGUAUAACACGAUGCCGUAGGAGUAGACGUCGGACUGGAAGCUGAACGGGUUGUUAUCCUGCAUUCGGAUCACCUCUGGGGCCUACGGGGACAAAGUGCAGGUGGUCGCUCCCCUGUGGGCAGGCCCUUUCCUCUGCCCCUUCCUGGCUCGGCCCUAAAGGGCGCUGCCUCAGGCUCCAAGAGCUCAGGGGGCCAGUCUCCAGGGGCCAGUGCAUCGCCCACGUAAGUCUGCGCAGCGUGGCUCUGAUGCCAGCUUUCCCCAGGAAACCCAGCUCCGCCCCAGAGUGAUCCUAGGGGCGUGUCUGUGCUGACCCGGACUUCGGGGAGACGCACAGGAAUGCUUUGAGUUUGGGUGCAGGCCCGUGGGAACCCAGCCUCCUCACCAUCCACAGGAUAGAGCCGGUGGGUUGUUCGACCUGCUGAGAACCACUCCAGCGAGACUUCACUGUCGCCAGGCCAAAAUCUCCAAUUUUCACCGUCAGGCCUUCAUGAAGAAAUAUAUCUCGAUGCUUGUUAAGGACUCUGACUUCAAAGGACGGUCCGUCUCGAAAAACUCCUCAUUCUCAGCUGGCACGGGAGCGCUCCUCCGCCUUCUCUGUGCUCGACUUGCCGGGGUUUUACAAAGUGCUGCUGGGUCCCCUCUGGGAGGCAGGUGGGGUGUAGCACACCAGACUGGCUUCCCCCGAACCAAACCCGUUUACCCCUCUGUUGCUUCGAGACGCCGGGUCCCCGGCCUUGUAGCCACCCCACGUAUCAUGGAGAUGCCUUAAGCCCCAAGACUCUUAAGAGCACGGGCUACCUUCCCCAGAGCUGAGCCCGGCCCGCCGCUUGCUCGCCUGGCACCCAGCGCUGUCCUAAGAGGCCUCACACGGGCAGCGCCCAGUGCCUUCAGACCCCGUGGUCUCGCUUCCGACCAGCCGGCGAGGCCCGUGAUCUGCUGAGCCCCUUGGUGUCUGCUUGCAGGGCAGAAUGUGUUGCCCAAAGCCCACUGCUACCAGGUAGCGUACCACGCCUGAGACCUGCACCUCAACAGGCCACAUCCCACCCCCAACUCCACCGUCUGGCCUCGGCCGGCCAAGCAGCAGGGGCCUGUCGCCACGCUCCCUUCAAAGAGAAAGGCCCGGGGAGGAGGCACUGUGCAAAAGUUCCUGUAUCCAGGCCCCGUCCACAAAAAUACAUUAAAGUCUUGGGGGGAGGCGGACUGCAACAGGGAUGUUGAAAAACACUGCAUUAAAAAAAAAAAAUUCUUAGUGAAUUUGAAAAUCUUGCCACGUUUGGCUCCCAGCGGGCCAGAUAACCGCUGCGCGCCAAUGAGAACUAGAGACAAUAGCUCAGUAGAGCUCAGUGAUGAACAGGCCCCUUUCACCACAGCCCAACUCCCGGAAAUAUUUCCAAAGUCACAUUUUCAGAGCCGGAAAGGACACUUUGUUUUCCUAAGUUAAGAAACGAAUCAAAUGAAACCACCAGCAAAGGAUACUGUUGGAUUUCAUGUCUCUGUGGAUGAUGUUCUUUGCAUGCAAGUAGCUGUGAAGGGAAAAUACAUCUAUUAGAAGUAGUUUCAAACCAUAGCUAGAAAGUCACCCGAAGGCCUGGCUCCCGGGGAUAUGGUCUCCUGGGGGGCUGGGCCCGCUCUGGUUCACUCAAGACUUACCAGAAGGGUAAUAAGGCCCCAGCACCUGUGAUGCCCGACGCAGUGCUGCCAAGCCAGGCCCGGCUGGCGAGCGGCGCCACAGGCAGGUAGCGCUGCGCUGUGCUCCGCCCGAGCGCCUUAGCAGACAUGCCCGGUGCAAAAGCCAGACGCCGAGCCGCCCUCUUCUCUCGCAAAAUGCCCUACACGUCAGGGGGUGACUGCCACUUGACUAAGCCAGAACCACUGGAUGGUGCCCUUACAAAAAGCAUGAGCUUCACGGCACAUCUGCAUGGUUACAGGAAGCCUGAUGAGUUACCCCUUGAGCUGUAAAGACUCAAACGCCACGUGAACCCCGAGGCAGAACAGCUGGGUGCACACUCGGGCCCAGCUCCUGCCGCCUGGGGUGUGCGAAUUCCUGGUCCUCCAUACGGGGGCGCUUUAGAGGAAAAGUCUGAAGCCCUGGGCCAGGGGAGCAUGGGGUGCGCACAGGCAGGCGCACCCCAACACCUUUCACAUGCAGCGUCAGCACAGACACACGAGGGUGGAGUCUAACACAGGCUUUGAGGACCACCCCCGCGCCCUCGCCAAAAGGAACGUCCAUUCUCUGGACGUGGCGUCUGACCUCGCGUGCAGCGAGCACACUUGCGCACAGGGCGUGUCUCCCAUCCGGUGCCCCCGGAGGGUGCUGCCAUGGUUGAGCAGAAGAUGCCAACCCCACUGUUUCUGCACCUCUAGCUGAAUCCUUUUAUGGUGGCAACCAUUUCAAAAUGUUUCU